UUUUAGACGAAAACCUAUCUCGCAUUAUAUAAACUGAUGGACCCAACAACUCCCAACUCAGAGCGUGAUUGAAGCUUGGCGUGCGAUUGUGUGAAAACCAGUAAAAGUUAAAAAAUAUUCCAAAAUGUCUGUUGUUCCAUUGUUGUUCCGUGAUUGGUGGGAUGAUUUCGACAUGCCCAUUCGUACUUCAAGACUCCUGGACCAGCACUUCGGUACCGGACUAAGACGAGAUGAUCUUGCCUCAUCUUUCUGGAAUUCGACACCAUCCAUCCUCCGCAGUGGAUACAUCCGCCCCUGGAGGAAUACCGCCUUGCAGAAACAAGACUCCGGUUCCACCUUGAAUGUCGAUAAGGAUAAAUUCACUGUCAUCCUCGAUGUUCAACAAUUUACGCCGAACGAAAUCACUGUCAAGACCACCGACAAGUUCAUCAUAGUUGAAGGAAAGCACGAAGAGAAACAGGACGAGCACGGUUUUGUAGCUCGCCAAUUCACAAGGCGUUACGUCUUGCCAGUUGGUAUCAAUCCAAAUGACGUCACAUCCACCCUUUCUUCCGACGGAGUUUUAACUAUCACAGCCCCAAGGAAACCCCUCCCACCACCAACUACUGAACGUAUUGUUCCAAUCACGCAAACUGGAUCGGCCAAAGAAGAAUCUGCACCAAAAAUGGGGCUACCUUGAGAAAUCGCGCGAAAUUCUGUUUGUAACGCAUAUACCUUGUAUGUGAUUCGGUAAUGUGUAUCUCUAUAUUUUUUAAUUUAUUUUAUUUAUAAUUCUACCAAUAAUAAAAUGGUACUUUUUAUACUGUUCGGCUAAGAAAAAA
Molecule: messenger RNA, 821 nt
Organism: Hermetia illucens (black soldier fly)
Lineage: Eukaryota; Metazoa; Arthropoda; Insecta; Diptera; Stratiomyidae
Gene: l(2)efl
Product: protein lethal(2)essential for life
Exons: 5
Coding region: 125-679 (184 amino acids)
Biological process (GO): response to heat; protein refolding
Molecular function (GO): protein folding chaperone
Source: RefSeq, a predicted model, not a curated record